CCAUCAAGGAGAAAUACAGCGACUGGACGGAGUUCCUCGUUCAGGACCUGACGGGCGCCCGGACAGCGCCGGCCAACCUGCUGGAGGGGCCUCUCAGAGGGAAAAACACGGUGGAUCUGAUCGUGGAGGGCUCGGUCCUGGAGCUUCAGGACGCCUCCGGUCCGUUCCUCUACUGGCCCGUCCGAGUCGUCCAGAACGUCGGAGGGCGGCUGCGUGUGCGCUACGUCGGCCUCUCCGACGACCAGCAGGCUCACGACACCUGGCUGUUCUACCUGGACACCAGGCUCCGCCCCCUGGGCUGGGCUCUGGAGAACCGUCUCGCCUUAGAGCCGCCGACAG
Messenger RNA from Plectropomus leopardus (leopard coralgrouper), 339 nucleotides. NCBI's taxonomy places the organism in Eukaryota, Metazoa, Chordata, Actinopteri, Perciformes, Serranidae. The record is from RefSeq and is a predicted model, not a curated record.